AUGCUUCUAAAUCCAGCGAUCCAGGAAAAGGCACAUGCCGAAAUUGACACUGUUGUUGGACCUAAUCGCCUUCCUGGCUAUGAAGAUGAAGUGCAUCUACCUCUUGUACGUGCAAUCAUCAAAGAAACACUUCGCUGGCGUCCCCCUACUGUUAUGGGUGUUCCACAUGCUGUGACAGUAGAUGAUGAAUAUUAUGGAUACAAAAUCCCGAAGGGUUCAACCGUUAUCGGUAACAGUACGUGUUCGCCUAAGAUUCUAGAUGUAUUAAUUUGGCCAGUCUUCGCUAUGUCCCACGACCCAAAACGGUACCCGAACCCUGAACUCUUUGAUCCGGAAGCCAGGUUUUACAAGUCACAUCCUGGGAGCGCAGCAGAAUACGCGACUAAGCGAAACAGUUUAGAACGCGACCAUUUUGCUUACGGACAUGGACGACGCAUUUGCGCUGGUAGUGAGUAA
Messenger RNA from Malassezia globosa CBS 7966, 456 nucleotides. RefSeq lists its product as uncharacterized. The transcript has a single exon. The record is from RefSeq and is a predicted model, not a curated record. Gene Ontology annotation, molecular function: iron ion binding; monooxygenase activity; heme binding. The coding region runs from base 1 to 456 and encodes 151 amino acids. NCBI's taxonomy places the organism in Eukaryota, Fungi, Basidiomycota, Malasseziomycetes, Malasseziales, Malasseziaceae.